Molecule: messenger RNA, 1343 nt
Organism: Malus domestica (apple)
Lineage: Eukaryota; Viridiplantae; Streptophyta; Magnoliopsida; Rosales; Rosaceae
Product: WUSCHEL-related homeobox 13
Molecular function (GO): DNA binding; DNA-binding transcription factor activity
Source: RefSeq, a predicted model, not a curated record
CCUCUGGCCCCCGUCUAUAUACUUUCUCUCCCUUUUUUCGUCUCCUCGCUUUACUUUCUCGUUAUCUUUGUGUUCUCCAUCCUGCUUUGACAAGCAUCGCUGUUUCGGUUUCUCAACACACACAGACCGAGGAUUCUAGAGUCUAGAGAGAGAAAUUUAUAGAGAGAGAUGAUGGAGUGGGAGAAGCAGCAACUGAAAGAGCAGCAAGAGAUGGAGGGGAACGGGAACGGGAGUGGGAAUAAUGGGAAUGGAGGAGUGAUGUAUGUGAAGGUGAUGACUGAUGAGCAGUUGGAGACUCUGAGGAAACAGAUUGCAGUUUAUGCCACCAUCUGUGAGCAGCUUGUUGAGAUGCACAAGAACCUCACUUCCCAGCAAGAUCUUGCAGGAGUCAGGAUGGGAAAUCUGUACUGCGAUCCGCUGAUGACAUCCACCGGCCACAAAAUUACCGCCAGGCAGCGGUGGACGCCAACACCAGUGCAGCUCCAAAUUCUUGAGCGUUUAUUCGAGCAAGGGAAUGGAACUCCGAGCAAGCAGAAGAUCAAGGAGAUCACCACUGAGCUGAGCCAGCACGGACAAAUUUCCGAAACAAAUGUGUACAAUUGGUUCCAGAACAGGCGCGCUCGAUCAAAAAGGAAGCAGCAAAAUGCAGCAUGUAACCAUGCUGAAUCAGAAGUGGAGACGGAAGUUGACUCACCCAAGGACAAGAAAACUAGACCCGAGGAAACGUUUCAGUCCCAGCAGCACUCAGCUCAAAGGACCGAAGAUUUGUGCUUCCCGAGCCCGGAGAUAAGUUCUGACCUGCAUUUCUUGGAUCCACAUGCCACUACGGUGGAUAAAAUGUUCCCGUCACACAGCGGUUUAAGAAGUUCUAGGCAUUUAAGCGAAAUGUCAUUCUAUGAUGAAGUGCUUGCAAACUCAAGGCAUGAGCUGAUGACCGGAAAGAUGGAAGCCGGAAAUUAUAAUCUUUUUCAGGAGGCAGAAGACUACGGCCUGACGAGUUGACGCUCAUUAGGGAAUGUCUGAGUUUUUGUUCUGUUUGAUGAGCUAUUUUGUGAAGUAGAUCCCUGAGUGAGAGAGUGAGUUUGGUCCUGUUUGAAUAUGGAGACAUAGCAAGCCUAACCCUAGCAGAGAGCUGUGGCUCCAACUGAAUUUAACUUGGAGAAUGGAGAGUAGAUAGAUAGAUAUAGUGAUAUAUAUUAUACUAGUAUGACAUGCAAAUUUGCUUUGGGGUUUUUGUGUUUUGAGCCUUGGCUAUUCAAUCUUGCUUUGUUAGUAGAAUGAACAUUAAAUAUUUUCUUUUGGGAAGCCAAAAAUAGAUCAUGCACUUAUUUUCUUUUCCUUUU